CAGCAGUUCAUGUGUCACUAUGACCGUACCUUACCCAUGUAUAGUGUGAAGUCCUUCUCCUGUUAAGGUUUCUUGGAGAAUAAUCUAACUGGAUGGAAGCUGUUCGGGACUCGAAUAGAGUCCGAAAGCCCGAGAUGAUGUAACGAGCAGCAAGUCUGAUCAGCAAUCUACCUAUACUAACUAGUAAAGAUGGAAGUAACUAUAUGGUUUCUCUUUUUCAUAUUUCGCAGCUAUAAGUCAACAUAUAUACGUACAUGAAAGAAAGUGAACAUCCUCAGCUCGCAUACCCAUACUAUACAUCUGUGACAUCAUCUUGUCAAGAUCCUUACCAAGAACGCAGAUAUCCCGAACAGACUAUCACCAAUCUUAAAAAAGAUCUUUGACCAUGACCGCAGUUCUAAUCACAGGCGCAACAGGCAAACAAGGAGGGUCUGUCAUUAAGAAUCUCGUCGCCCGCAAUGCUCCCUUUGAGAUCUUGGCUUUGACGCGAAAUUCCGCAUCCCCAUCGUCUCAGCGACUCGCCAAGCUGUCUUCCAGGAUCAUAUUAAUCGAAGGGAACUUAGACAAUCCCGCGGAGAUCUUCCAAAGUGCUCGUCUCUUGACCACAUCUCGUAUAUGGGGAGUUUUCAGCGUCCUGGUGGCAAUUGGCAACACUUCCAACGAAGAACAGCAAGGAAAGGGUCUCAUUGACGAGUCCCUCAGACAAGGUGUCCAGUUCUUCAUAUAUAGCUCUGUCGACCGCGGUGGUGAAGAAGCCUCGUUCAAUAAUCCGACCAAUGUCCCGCACUUUAUCCACAAGCAUAACAUCGAGCACCAUCUUGUGGAUAGGGCCGAGGAUAGCAACAUGGACUGGACAAUUUUACGCCCAACGGCGUUCUUUGACAAUUUAGUUCCAGGAUUUUACGGUAAGGCGUUUGCAACCAGCUGGCAGGUCUCUUUGAAGGACAAGCCCCUCCAGCUAGUCGCGACUAGUGAUAUUGGAUAUUUUGGCGCAGACGCCUUCCUCAAACCGGAAGAAUACAAGGGGAAAGGCGUCUCGUUGGCUGGCGAUGAAUUGACUUAUGACGAGAUGGCUCAUAUCUUCCAGGAGAAGACUGGACAACCUGUGCCCACGACCUUCCGCUUUUUGUGUUCUAUUUUCCUGGCUUCGAUGAAGGAUUUUGGCUAUAUGUUCAAGUGGUUCCACGAUGAAGGCUACAAGGCCAACAUUCCCAAACUCAGAGAGACAUAUCCGGAAUUGAAAGACUUUGGAUCCUGGCUUGAGAAGGAAAGCCAGUUUAUGAAGCGCUAGGAGGGAACAAGGCGUACGCAUUUUGUGUCCGUAUCAGUGUUUUAUUA
Paecilomyces variotii is the source of this 1338-nucleotide messenger RNA. Its product is annotated as nucleoside-diphosphate-sugar epimerase family protein. Gene Ontology annotation, molecular function: structural constituent of ribosome. The record is from RefSeq and is a predicted model, not a curated record. NCBI's taxonomy places the organism in Eukaryota, Fungi, Ascomycota, Eurotiomycetes, Eurotiales, Thermoascaceae. The transcript has 2 exons. Gene Ontology annotation, cellular component: ribosome. Gene Ontology annotation, biological process: translation. The coding region runs from base 386 to 1291 and encodes 301 amino acids.